Messenger RNA from Periophthalmus magnuspinnatus, 5767 nucleotides. RefSeq names its product A disintegrin and metalloproteinase with thrombospondin motifs 2-like. Bases 762 to 4688 code for a protein of 1308 amino acids. The record is from RefSeq and is a predicted model, not a curated record. Gene Ontology annotation, molecular function: metalloendopeptidase activity. The transcript has 25 exons. Lineage: Eukaryota; Metazoa; Chordata; Actinopteri; Gobiiformes; Gobiidae. Gene Ontology annotation, biological process: proteolysis; extracellular matrix organization. Gene Ontology annotation, cellular component: extracellular matrix.
GACUGACAGGAGCAGAGAGAGAGAGAGAGAGCUCCUGUCUCCUGCACAUGUGUCUGACCAACUGUGACCAACACAGAGAAUAAACCAGAACUGGACCAGGAUCAGACCAGGAUCAAGCCAGAACUGAACGAAACCAGAACUGGACCAGGACCAAGCCAGGACUAAACCAGGAUUCAAACUAGGAUUCAAACUAGGACUGCUGCAGGUCUAAAUCUGGACGGAAACUGGAUUAAAAGUGAACCAGGACCAACCAUGACCAGUGUUUAUGCAACAUCUGGAUCAAACUGAAGGUUUCUGAUGAAUUCUGCACCUGAAAAACAGGACCAAACCAGGUCUAAACCAGGUCUAAACCAGGACCAAACCAGGACUAAACCAGGACUAAACCAGGACUAAACCAGGUCUAAACCAGGUCUAAACCAGGACCAAACCAGGACUAAACCAGGACUAAACCAGGUCUAAACCAGGACUAAACCAGGACUAAACCAGGACUAAACCAGGACUAAACCAGGUCUAAACCAGGACUAAACCAGGUCUAAACUAAAACUUUUCCUCAGUUUAUAAUCUGGAUCUUUGAAACAGGAUCAAACCAGGAACUUGGACUACACCUGGAUCACUCUGAACCAGGCCCAUGACUAAACCAGGACUAGACCAGGACUAGACCAGGACUAGACCAGGACUAGACCAGGACUAGACCAGGACUAGACCAGGACUAGACCAGGACUGAAGCAGGACUGAAGCAGGACUCCAGAGGACCCUGGACCAUGGGCUGGGGGUUGUCAGGACUCUUUCUGUGGCUCUGCUGUGGACUGUGGCUCCAGACCCGACCGGCUCUGCUUCAGUCUCCCUCAGAGCUCUUACAUCACGUCCUGUCAGAUUUCACUGUGGUUCGUCCAAUCAGGACAGACUCAGAGGGCCGUGUCCUGUCUGAUCCCGCCCCUCGCCAGAAGAGACACGCCCCCUGGCCUCGCCCUCCGGAACAGGAAGUGUUUUUUAACCUUACUCUGCAGGGGGCGGAGCUACAGCUGCAUCUGCGAAUCAACACACAGGUCAUGGCUCCAGGUGCCACCCUCCUGUGGGAGGAAUCAGGAGUGUCCGAGCCAAUCACAAAGCAGCACUGCCUGUACUCAGGCCACGCCUCUAAUGACUCACGCAUCACAGCAGUGCUCAGCAUCUGCAAAGGACUGGAGGGCCUGAUCCUCAGUCCUUUUGGGGAUUUUUACAUUGAGCCUGUUCUAAAGAACUGCUCUGGAUCAGACCAGGACCAUGUGGUUUACAGAGACUCGGACCUGACACCGGACCAGAACCCAGCCAAUCAGAGCGCAGCACGGGAGUCCCCGCCCACAGACUUCCUCAGAGGUCCGGUCUUGGGUCCUGAGGUCCAGAGGCUGAGGUCCUGGUCUGACCCGGUCCAAACUCUGAAGAGGAGGAGGAGGAGGUCCAGAGAGGCAGAACUCUUCCACAUCGAGGUUCUGUUGGCGGUGGAUUACUCCGUUCUCCUGUUUCACGGCCGAGAGAACAUCCAGAGAUACCUCCUGACCUUCAUGCACAUCGUGAAUGAGAUUUAUCAGGAGCCGUCUCUGGGAGCAAACAUCAACAUUGUACUGGUGCAGAUCGUACUGCUCUCUCCCACCAAGUCCCAGGAGCUGAUCUCUGUGGGGGAUCCUCAGAAAAGUCUGCAGAAGGUCUGCACCUGGUCGUACCUCCACCAGAGAGACCAACAAGAAGAUCAGAAACACGACCACACCAUCUACCUCAGCAGACAGGAGUUUGGACCUUCAGGCAUGCAGGGUUAUGCUCCGGUCACAGGCAUGUGUCGUCUGAUCCGUAGUUGUGUUCUGGUGAUGGACGACGGCUUCUCCUCAGCGUUCGUCGCAGCGCACGAGACCGGACAUGUUUUGGGGAUGGAGCACGACGGAGACGCCAACAACUGUGACGACGACGUUCACAUGGGAAGCAUCAUGUCUCCUCAGGUCCAAGCGUCGUUCUACAGAUACCACUGGUCCACAUGCUCCUGGAGAGAACUGCACCAGCACCUGGAUUCUUACGAGUGCCUCAGAGACGACCCGUUUCUUGCUUCGUGGCCUCCUCAGCCGCAGCUUCCUGGGUUCAGUUACUCCAUGGACCAACAGUGUCAGUACGACUGGGGCCCGGGCUUUACUACAUGUACUACAUACACAGUAUCAGACCCUUGUGCUCAGCUCUGGUGCAGCCACUACAACGACCCGUUUUACUGCAAAACCAAGAAAGGACCUCCUCUGGACGGGACCAGGUGUGGACCAGGACAGCACUGUUUCCGUGGCCGCUGCGUGUACCUGGCCCCUCACAUGAUGCGCACUCACGGCUCCUGGGGGAAGUGGAGUCCCUUUGGCUCCUGUUCCCGCUCUUGUGCCUCUGGAGUCCAGUUCAGAACCAGGAUUUGCGACAGCCCCAGACCGGCCAACGGGGGGCGCCCCUGCUUCGGAAACAGCUACGAGUUCAGACUCUGCAACCAGGACACACCAUGUCCCCUCCUGACGGACUUCAGGGCGGAGCAGUGUAAAGUGUGGAACCCAUUUUUUGAGCACAAUGGAACCAAACACCACUGGCUCCCCCUGGAGCACCCGGACCCUGACGAGCGAUGUCGUCUCUUUUGCGUUUCUGCGGAGACGGGCGCCGUGGUGAACAUGGACAGAGUGUUGCAUGAUGGGACAUUGUGUUCUUAUGAGGAUCAGCACAGCGUGUGCGUGAGAGGAGACUGUGAGCACGUGGGCUGUGACGGGCAGAUCGCGUCGGACCGAGCCGAGGAUCGAUGUGGCGUCUGUGGAGGAGACAACUCCAGCUGUAAAGUCAUCAAAGGCAACUUCACCCGGAGCACGCGCAAGAACGGUUUCCUCAAAAUCCUGGAAAUCCCCAAGGGAGCACGCCACCUACUGGUCCAAGAGUUCAAGUCCACGCCACACGUCCUCGCUGUGAAGAACAUGGACACAGGCCACGUGUUCCUGAACGAUGAACACCAUCUCCCAGAAUCCCGCGGGGUGGUGGAGGGGGGCGUGGCCUGGCAGUAUGUAAAUGAGGAGGGGGUGGAGUCUGUGCAGACAUCCGGCCCCCUGAGCUCCAGCGUCCUGCUCAUGGUACGCUCUCAUGGCUCUGACGGCUCGGGCAAAGUCACGGUGUCGUAUAAAUACAUCCUCCAGGAGGCGCUGCGCUCGGGUCUGGACUCAAACCUUGUGCUGGAGGACGCCAUGUUCUUUGAGUGGGCCCUGAAGAGGUGGUCCUCCUGCUCCCGGCCCUGCGGGGGAGGGAAACAGUACACUCGCUUCGGCUGCAGGAGAAAAGCCGACGGGAAAAUGGUUCAUCGGAUGUUCUGCUCCAACGUCACGAAACCCAGAGCCAUCAGCCGCAUCUGCAACAGAGACGAGUGCUCCAGGCCAGAGUGGACAGUGGGGCCCUGGCAGCCCUGUAGCGCCUCCUGUGGGACUUCAGGGUGGCAGCGGCGCUGGGUGUCGUGUCAGCAGGUGUCCUCCGGGGGGCAGCCGCGCUCGGUCCCCUCCAAACUCUGCUCUGCAGACAAACCAGAGAGUAAGAGGAGCUGCAACCGUCACACCUGCCCCGCAGCAUGGAGGGGCGGGGCCUGGGGACAGUGCUCAGUGAGCUGCGGCGGCUCUGGGACUCAGGAGCGACAGGUGAAGUGUCUCUCACCUGACGGGGCACCUGGAAACUGCUCUGCUCCUCGGCCCGUAACGACGCAGAGCUGCCUGACCCCGCCCUGCUCCGGAGAGCAGAGGAACUCCAUCGUGCGCUGGUUGUCCAGGUCGAGUCCAGACUCAGUCCCUCGCUCCAACCAGCGUUGCCGUGGCGACCGCUCUGUGUUCUGUCAAAUGGAGGUUUUGACUCGAUACUGUUCUCUGCCCGGAUACAGAGACAUGUGCUGUGUGUCCUGUGGGAAACUCAAUACCACCUUAAGCAAUACCACCUUAAGCAAUACCACCUUAAGCAAUACCACCUUAAGCAAUACCACCUUAAACUCGUCCAUACCCCACAAUAACAGCACAGACCCCCCCCCAAGAGAAGAGACCAGUUUGACCACUCUUCCUCCUGAUGACAUCACCACAGAGGCCCCUCCUCCUGAUGAUGUCACCCCAGAGGCCCCUCCUCCUGAUGACAUCACCACAGAGGCCCCUCCUCCUGAUGAUGUCACCCCAGAGGCCCCUCCUCCUGAUGACAUCACCACAGAGGCCCCUCCUCCUGAUGAUGUCACCCCAGAGGCCCCUCCUCCCGAUGACAUCACCACAGAAGCACCUCCCCCUGAUCACAUCACAGACUUCAUUUAUGUCGAGUAUGAGGACGACUACGGGGACUUCUCCAGCCUCGCCACCGACGUCUCUGAUUGGACGGACUCUCCGGCCGCCGCCACAACCACAAACACCACGACAACCACACCGUACACAACGACAACUGUAACCACGACAACGCACAAAACUACAACCCCAAAACGAGCGCGCAAACCAAGCCGCGCCGAGCCCGGAGCCUCCCCUGCGCCCCCUGUUGACCCCGAGGUGCAGUACCGCGUGGUGGGCGUUACCGUGGCGACGCAGAACGAGUUUGUGCAGCGUAAACCGCCGCGAUUUAGAGAAAAAACUCAGAACAAACGAAUCCAAGAGCUGCUGCGAGAGAAACGACGGAGAAUGAACCCGACCGCGGACUUAUAACAGGGACUGGACCGGGACUAGACCGGGACUGGACCGGGACUAGACCGGGACUGGACCGGGACUAGACCGGGACUAGACCGGGACUGGACCGGGACUAGACCGGGACUGGACCGGGACUAGACCGGGACUGGACCGGGACUAGACCGGGACUGGACCGGGACUAGACCGGGACUAGACCGGGACUAGACCUGGACCGGACCUGGACUAGACCGGGACCGGACCUGGACUAGACCUGGACUAGACCGGGACCAGACCUGGACUAGAGGCACAGACGAGGCUGUGGAGACUUUCUCCUGAUCUAAAUUUUGUUUUUUUUUUGCACAUCAGUGAAACCUGCUGCAGAUCUUUAGACACAUCUGGGUCAAAUCAUUUUGCUUCUCUGUGUUUGACCCUUUGACCUUUGACCCAUUCUGCAUCUGUAGUUUCAUUAAUGUAAAGUUUAAUCCAUUGUCUAAUCUGUGUCUUCAGUUUGGAGGUUUGUAAAUGUGGGAAAAGGUUUGAGAUCUCAAAAUAAAAGUUGCUGGAUUUUUACUUCAAAUAAAAUAUAAAUAUUACUCAAGUCAAAAGAGACGAACGAGGAGGUCAAAGGGGAGGUCAAAGAGGAGGUCAAAGGGGAGGUCAAAGGGGAGUUCAAAGGGGAGGUCAAAGUAGAAAAACCUCCUCCAAACAGGUCUUAAUGUCACUGUGAUACAGGACUGCCCUCUUCUGGUACAACACUGUUACAACAAGAAAAACUGAACUUUCAAUGAAAAUGUGUCUAACACGGGACCAAAGAGGACCAAAGAGGACCAAGGAGAUCCAAAGAGGACCAAGGAGAUCCAAAGAGGACCAAAGAGGACCAAGGAGAUCCAAAGAGGACCAAACAGGACCAAGGAGAUCCAAAGAGGACCAAAGAGGACCAAGGAGAUCCAAAGAGGACCAAAGAGGACCAGAGAGGACCAAACAGGACCAUAGAGGACCAAACAAGACCAAACAGGACCAAACAGGACCAAGCAGACCCGUAGCAGAACCCAGCAGAACAGCAGAGGUGUAAAUAAGAUUUGGAUUUAUGUGGAAAUGUUUCAGAAUGAUUUAAAUAA